ACAAAUUCACAUAUCAAGUGGAAAGGUGGUCAACCACCGGCGGACGCUAGCCGCAUCACAGCUGUACCGCUGGUCGUCACCUACGAGCUGUUCAUCGGGAUGUCCCUCAUCGCUAGCCUCGGCAUUGUCACCGUGCUGCUGCUGCUCGUUUACAAUUACGCGUAUAGACGCGAGAGGAUUGUUAAGAUGUCAUCACCACAAAUGAACAACGUCAUCCUCACAGGGUGUGUGCUUGUCUAUUCGACAAUCUUCGUGGACUAUACACAGGGAGUACACCAAACCUCGAAAUGCCAAAUUCGUAGCUAUAUGCUCGCUAUCGGUCUAUCUAUGACAUUCGGAGGUCUGUUCUUCAAGACGUGGCGUGUGUACUACAUCUUUCUCAACAAACAGAUGAAGAGUCGGAUCAUUAAAGACUGGGCACUGAUGAUCAUGGUUGUCAUUUUGGUGGUGUUGAAUGUCAUCAUACUGUCCACGUGGGUAGUGUUUGACCCUUUGUACAUCCACGUGUACAACCUUACACAAGAGGCGUCAACAAUAGAAUGGGACAUCAUACUGCAGUACCAGAUGUUCGUCUGUGAAUCAAACCACCAGGCGGCGUUUAUCGGCUCUCUGUACGUCAUCCAUGGCCUUGUGUUGGUCUUUGGUGCCUUCCUAGCAUGGGAAACCAAAAAGGUGAAAUUCAAGGAAUUCAACGACUCACAGAUGAUCGGGGCAUGCAUCUACAACGCCGCUAUAAUCGCUCUUGUCUGUGUCGCCAUGAACUAUACUAUAGAUACCAAACCUUCAGCGCUAUAUGGCGUCACUUCCGGGUUUCUCGUGUUUGGUACUCUUAUGACGGAAGGGAUCAUAUUCAUGCCUAAGAUAUAUCAACACCUAAAUUCAGUUGCUCCUACUCGGUCGGAGGCAGCUACCAGCAAUUCCGCACUGAGUACUGAUCGUCACAAAGCCUCUGCCCUUUUCUCGAGCAGGAUAAACAACCACAUCGCUGUCGCAAAGGAGGCGAUGGAGGUGACGAUGAGAAAAUCUUAUUAGUCCAAUAUCUAAUCCGAUAUGCUCGUCCACGAGGCAUGGGUAGAUAGUUACACUGGGUUAAAUUCUGAGGCUUCGGUGAAUAUAAUUAUAAUAUUGGCGAGAGCUAAUAAUACAUGUGGUGAUAGUACAUCUAAGUGUUACUAUUCAGGAUCGAUAAUGUCACUGGUAUGUAGAUGUGUCUGUGCCAAGCAUGUGUUCUACUAUAAGAACAUAGCAAUACAAAAAAUUAUAGGAUGUCUUGUAUAAUUGUAGGCGAGCGAGGUGAUUCGGAUACUUGUUGCUGCUACUGAAAGACUGCGGGUUCAAGCCCCUACAAAUACAAGGCAUGGCGGAGAGAUAGACCUGGGUACGGUGGGUUGACCAUUCUAAUG
Molecule: messenger RNA, 1403 nt
Organism: Priapulus caudatus
Lineage: Eukaryota; Metazoa; Priapulida; Priapulimorpha; Priapulimorphida; Priapulidae
Product: gamma-aminobutyric acid type B receptor subunit 2-like
Exons: 8
Coding region: 100-1032 (310 amino acids)
Biological process (GO): gamma-aminobutyric acid signaling pathway; G protein-coupled receptor signaling pathway
Cellular component (GO): membrane; G protein-coupled receptor heterodimeric complex
Molecular function (GO): G protein-coupled GABA receptor activity
Source: RefSeq, a predicted model, not a curated record